Messenger RNA from Argentina anserina (silverweed cinquefoil), 1920 nucleotides. RefSeq names its product CBL-interacting serine/threonine-protein kinase 1. Gene Ontology annotation, biological process: protein phosphorylation; signal transduction. The record is from RefSeq and is a predicted model, not a curated record. Bases 366 to 1697 code for a protein of 443 amino acids. Lineage: Eukaryota; Viridiplantae; Streptophyta; Magnoliopsida; Rosales; Rosaceae. The transcript is spliced from 12 exons. Gene Ontology annotation, molecular function: protein serine/threonine kinase activity; ATP binding.
UUAAAUCCAAUUUUCCUUACAUGCAUAUCUACUCCACCUGUGUUUAUAUAAGUGGCAUUGAAUUGGUUAUAAUAUUCAGAUCCUUAUUUCUUUUCAUAUAAAGAGAAGCAAUCCCCAGAGCGAGAGAGAUAAAGCUCCUCAGCCACGUCUCUCUCCUUCUGCCCUUCUGGACUUAUACAACUCCUUUCUCAUUUUGCAGUCUGAUCCAUUCUUCUGUUCAAACUCAUUCAACUUUAAACUACUCUCUUAUAUAAGACAUAGGACUUAUAUAUACGAAUCUUAAUCCUCGUACGACGUCAAGGCCUUGAUAGGAAGCAAACGCAGAGAGCUUGGGAGUUUUGGGGAGGUGGGAUUUGAAUUAUUUCAUGGUGAUCGUAAACAAGGGUGGAAGUGAUUGUAGUAAAAAGGGAAUGCGACUUGGGAAAUACGAGUUAGGGAAGACUCUGGGUGAGGGCAAUUUCGGGAAAGUCAAGUUUGCUAAGGACGUCGGCUCCGGCCAACCCUUUGCCGUUAAGAUUCUCGAGAAGAAGAGAAUCACUGAUCUCAAUAUUGCUGACCAGAUAAAGAGGGAGAUUGGUACUUUGAAGCUUCUAAAACAUCCCAACGUCGUCCGAUUACAUGAGGUUGUGGCAAGCAAAACCAAGAUUUACAUGGUCCUAGAAUAUGUUACUGGCGGGGAAUUGUUCGACAAGAUUGCACAAAAGGGAAGAGUUACAGAAUCUGAAGGUAGAAGGCUUUUCCAACAGAUAAUUGAUGGUGUGAGCUUUUGCCACAAUCAAGGCGUUUUCCAUCGGGAUCUUAAGCUGGAGAAUAUUCUUGUUGAUUCCAAAGGGAGCAUAAAGAUAUCUGACUUUGGCCUUAGUGCUUUGCCUCAGCAUUUUAGGGAAGAUGGCUUGCUUCAUACGACCUGUGGAAGUCCCAAUUACGUUGCUCCUGAGAUCCUCGCUAAUAGAGGGUAUGAUGGUGGCGCCUCUGAUAUAUGGUCAUGCGGUGUCAUUUUAUAUGUCAUUCUGACGGGGUAUCUCCCGUUCGAUGAUAGGAAUCUUGCAGUUCUCUAUCAAAAGAUAUUGAAGGGGGAUGUUCAGAUACCAAAAUGGCUAUCACCUAGUGCACAGAACUUGAUAAGAAGGGUUCUUGAUCCAAGUCCUCUCACCAGAAUUAACAUGAUGGACAUCAAGUCAGAUGAAUGGUUCAAGCAGGAUUACUUUCCUGCAAAGCCCGAUGAUGAAGAAGAAGAUGUAAACGUUGACACUGAAGCUUAUUCAAUAAAUGAAGAGCCAUCUGAAGGCGAAAAGAGUCCAGAUCUGCGGCACUCACCAACCCUUAUUAACGCCUUUCAAUUGAUUGGAAUGUCCUCAUGUCUAGACCUCUCUGGUUUCUUUGAGAAAGAGGAUGUGUCUGAGAGGAAGAUCAGAUUUACUUCCAACCACUCGGCAAAAGAUUUACUACAGAGGAUUGAAGAAAUUGUUGUAGAGAUGGGAUACGCUGUUCAGAAGAAAAAUGGAAGGUUAAAGGUGAUGCAAGAGAACAAGGGGCAGAGAAGUCUGGGUAGCCUCUCAGUUGCAGCAGAGGUGUUUGAGUUAAGCGCAACAUUAUACGUUGUUGAAUUAAGAAAAUCAUACGGAGAUCCAUCUGCAUAUAGACAGUUAUGUAAAAAACUAUCAAAUGAUUUAGGCGUUCCGGCUAGCCAAGAGUAGUUGGCCAACGAGGUAUUGAAGUCCAAUUCUUUGCGGAGUCAAAUGGCGUAGCCAGGAGAGAUGUGCAUAGUAUUACAAUUUGUGUAAAUUCAUUUGUUCUUUGAGCGUUACCAUGUAAAUCUGGUUAAUACAAUUUGAAAUACAAUCGGAAUGCUAGAGUUUAGAGUAUACAAUUUGAAAUACAAUCACAAGAAAGUUUUUCUUGUGAAAAUCAGCAGCCCCC